Messenger RNA from Staurois parvus, 288 nucleotides. The record is from the annotation of a GenBank genome assembly. Lineage: Eukaryota; Metazoa; Chordata; Amphibia; Anura; Ranidae.
GCCAAAGAUGUCGGCUCGGUCAUGUGAUCGGCUGUGUCCAAUCACAGCUGAGCACACAGAUCAUCAGGGCACUGAUGAUCAGUGUGCCCUGAUGAUCUGUGUAGCCCCAGCAGUGCCACCUGUCAGUGUCCAUCAGUGCCAGCUCUCAGUGCUCAUCCAUGCCACCUGCCAGUGCCCAUCAGUGUCACAUUUCAGUGCCCAUCAGUGCCACAUAUCAGUGCCCAUCUGAGCUGACUUUCAGUGUCACCCAUCAGUGCCACCUAUCAGUGCUGCCAAUCAGUGCCACCU